CACAAAAGCCUAAAGUUGCCACACAUAAGAUAACAAAAAGAUAGAUAGAAAGAGAGGAGAGAGAGAGAGUGUAAUAUGGCUUUAGAAACACUUUCUUCCAAUGAACUCCUCAACUUCAUAAUCUAUGACACCAUCUCUGCAACCCCUUUUACCUGCAAUGACUCAUCUGAAACCACUACAACUAACCCUUGUAGCAGCUUCUUCUUCCAUAUCCAAAACCAGAACUCUAACCCUAACCCUAAUCCAAUAUCUCAACAACUUGCAGGAACUGCCAUGGAGAUUAUGAGUUCUAAUUCUUCUCUCACAACAACCACUGCAAAGAUGUCUAUGGCUGUGCAAGCUUACUGCAGUGGCAAUAUAGCAGAAAAGAAUUACACUAACAACAACAAUAAUAAUAAUAAUAUUCAGAAUUUAGGGGUGCAGAAGAAGAAAAGGAGAAGAAGGUCUAGGGUUUGCAAGAACAAAGAAGAAGCUGAAACUCAAAGAAUGACCCACAUUGCCGUUGAGAGAAAUCGCCGGAAACAAAUGAAUGAACAUCUAGCUGUGUUGCGGUCUCUCAUGCCGGAAUCUUACGUCCAAAGGGGUGACCAAGCUUCCAUAGUUGGUGGUGCAAUAGAAUUUGUGAAGGAGCUUGAACAUCUCUUGCAAUCUCUUGAAGCUCAAAAGUUUGUCUUUACUCAACAACAAGAAGAAGGUGGUGGAGAAGAUGGUAAUUUCACAAAAUUAACAUCAUCAGCUGCCCCACCAUUUUCACAGUUUUUUUCCUACCCACAAUACACUUGCUCUCAAAUUCCCAACAAGUACACUUCUAAAAGCAAGGCAGCCGUUGCCGACAUCGAGGUUACUUUGAUCGAAACACACGCUAAUCUUCGGAUCCUCUCGCGAAAACGGCUCAAUCAAGUCUCCAAAAUGGUGGCUUGUUUUCAAACACUUCAUUUGUCUGUACUACACCUCAAUGUCACCACCUUGGACCCUUUGGUUCUCUACUCCAUCAGUGUUAAGGUGGAAGAAGGAUGCAGACUCAACUCAGCAGAUGAGAUAGCAGGUGCAGUCCACCAGAUGCUUAGAAUAAUUGAGGAGGAAGCUACCCUAUGUGUUGAUUCCAUAAACUAGAAAUAGCUGCUUGUGUGUUAUCAUUUUACCCCUUUGGGCUUCUGUAAAAUCACCAUAAUGCCUCUCUCUCUCUCUCUCUCUCUAAGUGCACAGUAGAAUCUGCUCUUAUGUAUCACAGUAGUUGUCUCUAGUUGAGUUAGAUGUUUUCAAAGAUUAACUGAGUGAUGUGAGUUGAAUGGUGAAUUAUUUAUGCUAUGAUCAACAUGUAUAAAAUUAUUAUUGAAUGGCAUUUUGAGCCAUAGUAUGCA
Molecule: messenger RNA, 1361 nt
Organism: Helianthus annuus (common sunflower)
Lineage: Eukaryota; Viridiplantae; Streptophyta; Magnoliopsida; Asterales; Asteraceae
Product: transcription factor bHLH94
Exons: 3
Coding region: 76-1113 (345 amino acids)
Biological process (GO): regulation of transcription by RNA polymerase II
Molecular function (GO): protein dimerization activity; RNA polymerase II cis-regulatory region sequence-specific DNA binding; DNA-binding transcription factor activity, RNA polymerase II-specific
Source: RefSeq, a predicted model, not a curated record